Molecule: messenger RNA, 2500 nt
Organism: Agelaius phoeniceus (red-winged blackbird)
Lineage: Eukaryota; Metazoa; Chordata; Aves; Passeriformes; Icteridae
Gene: WNT11
Product: Wnt family member 11
Biological process (GO): canonical Wnt signaling pathway; cell fate commitment; neuron differentiation
Cellular component (GO): extracellular region
Molecular function (GO): cytokine activity; frizzled binding
Source: RefSeq, a predicted model, not a curated record
CGCGCAGCCCGCUCCGGGCCGAGGUUUUUCAUCUCCAAGAACGAGCAAUACCCAAACUGAAGGAAAAUACACUGCACAAAAUAUUAAGAAAACUCAUUUUUUGAAAACAAAUUUAUUUGGAGAAGCUGAUUUCCUUUGGCUAGCAGGAGAAAGUGGAGAAAAUGAAGCCAAGUCUGAGAUUUUUCUUAGCUGGUUUUCUGCUGUUGAUUCUGCAGACAGGGCUUUGCUACGGGAUAAAAUGGAUAGCUCUGUCCAAGACUUCUUUGGCUUUGGCCCUGAAUCAAACCCAGCACUGCAAGCAGCUUGAAGGGCUGGUGGUUUCUCAGGUGCAGCUGUGCCGCAGCAACCUGGAGCUGAUGCAGACCAUUAUUCAGGCAGCGCGGGAAGUGAUAAAGACCUGCCGGAAAACCUUUUCAGACAUGAGGUGGAACUGCUCUUCAAUAGAGCUGGCUCCUAACUACCUGCUGGACUUGGACAGAGGCACAAGGGAGUCAGCAUUUGUAUAUGCCCUCUCUGCUGCUGCCAUCAGCCACACCAUUGCCAGAGCCUGCACCACCGGGGACCUCCCUGGCUGUUCCUGUGGUCCCAUCCCAGGUGAGACACCUGGACCUGGGUAUCGAUGGGGAGGAUGUGCAGACAACCUCAACUAUGGUCUUAUCAUGGGGUCCAAAUUUUCAGAUGCUCCCAUGAAGAUGAAAAAAUCAGGAUCACAAGCCAAUAAACUGAUGCAUCUGCACAACAGUGAAGUAGGGAGACAGGUCUUGAAAGCCUCUCUUGAAAUGAAAUGUAAGUGCCAUGGAGUUUCUGGGUCAUGCUCUAUCAAGACCUGUUGGAAAGGCCUUCAAGAACUGCGAGACAUUGCAUUGGACCUCAAAACCAAAUAUUUAUCUGCCACCAAGGUUGUUCACCGGCCCAUGGGCACACGCAAAUACCUUGUGCCAAAGGAUAUUGAUAUCAGGCCAGUCAAAGAGACAGAGCUGAUUUACCUGCAGAGCUCACCUGAUUUCUGCAUGAAGAAUGAAAAAGUGGGGUCACAUGGGACCCAGGACAGGCAAUGCAACAAGACUUCCAACGGGAGUGACAGCUGCGACUUGAUGUGCUGUGGCAGAGGCUACAACCCCUACAUGGACAAGGUGGUGGAGCGUUGCCACUGCAAAUAUCACUGGUGCUGCUACGUGACCUGUAAAAAGUGCGAGAGGACUGUCGAGAGAUAUGUGUGCAAAUAAAAACUCUCCUCUGCACACCUAGGAGCUCAGGCAGCAGCAGCAGCACCCCAGAACUAUUCACAGAAGACAUCUCCUUGACUAGACACCAUUUAUCUUGUAAAGACACUGACUUGAGGAGAGAUGGUAGGAGGAAAAGCAACAAUCACACCAGUAAAAAUAAGAACGUAAAAAAACCUCCCAAAAGGCAACAGACCCACAAAUGUUUCUCCUCACCAAUAAAAUGCUCUCUGAGAAGACAAAACUUCAUUUGGGAUGGUAUCUUCUUCCAAAAUAUUUCCUAUGGUUGCCAAUGAUGUCCAGCCAUCAAGUGCCUUAGUAUUCUGAGAAAUGAAUAUGGAAACUUCCCCUGGGGGGAAAAAAAGGCACCAUUUGUUUGACAGUAACUAAGACUCACAGCAGCCUGUGCCUUCUAGCACACGUACUGAAUCUCCAUUAGGACCAUCCCACAAGGGAAAAUGCUACAACUUUUCAGCAAUAACUGCCUUUGUUUCAAAGACUUAAUUUUCAGCAAGGAAUCAUCCAUUCUGAAUGAUAAAAAAGUGGAAAGAUUUCAGGUCAAUCCUCUGGAAUGAACAACUAAUUUUAAUCUUUCUUUAACACAGGUCUGCCACUUUGAGCUGAUUGCUGAAGGAAAAUAUAUCCUUGAUUCACCCAGGCUGGACAAAAUUCAGCCAUGAAAAAAAAUCCCCUGGAAUCCUGGAGGCAGUGAGAGUAGGGUAGGCUGAGAAGGACUUUAUGGGGUCCACAAGAUAGCAGUGGAGGCUUUAGGAUAAAAUAACAGAACGAAAUCCAAGUCCAGUGGGAAAGUAAAGAAAAACAGCAAGCGCCUGCUCUCUAUCUCUUUGCCCUUUGGGUGUGAUACCCUUAGUCACUGACAUUCUUCCACAUUGAUCUAUCAAAUCCUUGGGGAAAUGUGCCACUGGCUUCUUCCCCCACAAAACUAUUGGUCCAACCUCAGGAAACUGCAGAGAGUGGAGCAGCCCUGGCUGUAGGGAGCACAUCCAUGGAAGUCAGCAGCUACUGGAAGUCAGCAUCCCUGGAAGUCAGCAGCUAUUCACAGCAGGAAGGAACAGGAACCUGUCAGUCCUUCACCUGGCUCUGCCCUGACACAGCAGAGAACCACUAUCUGUGGCUGUACAUAUUUUCUUUUGUAUGCAGAUAUACAGAAAUAUUUAUAUCUUGUGCUUUCAUCUACUUUACUUCCUACAUAAAUAUAUCCUUAUAUUAUAAACAAGCAUUAACAAUAGUAUGAAAUAAAUGCUGAAGUUACUGGU